CCCACCAACCAACUACACACCAAACACAAACACAAAGACAAACACGCACUCUCAGCGGUAGCAACAAGAAGCGCAACGAUCGACAUGAGUUCCGCGGAGUUUGUCGAGGAGCGCGUCGCCUUCGCGGCCGAUCCGAAGAAAGAAAACCGGUUCCUCCCCCGGAUUUCCGUCACCAAGACGGUCGGCAUGGGAAGCACCGGGACCUCGGGGAACGUCGAGAAGAGUUUCCGGCCCUUCGAGACGGAGGACGUCUCCCGGGUCCUCGACUUUGAAAACGUCCCGGACCCGCCCCCCGACGGCCCGCUGAUGCACUGCGAAAACGAAACGGACUUUCCGAGCCGCCACUUCGCCCUGCGCGGCGGAUUCCUCCUGUACUUCGGCCUGGGGGACGUCAGCGGAACGGGAAGGUCCCACUACGUCACCUACCACGGGCCACCCAAGGGGGUCAUCCCCCUCGACAAGGUGAAGAUCGAGCUCCCGCCCGGUGGACGCCGCGUCUUUCGCGAACACUCCCAGACCAAUGCCAGGACGGGCUACGAGCUGGCCAUUCUGCACAACGAACGGCCGCCGGCCUUUGUCGUGGCGGAGAGCAUGGCACAGAGGGACAAGUGGGCGAAGGCCAUCAUGGCCCGAUCGGGAAUCGAAGAACCCACCAAGCUAAGAGCGGUUUCGACCUUUUCGGCGGAGGAUCCCUCCCUCUUGACGAAACCCGCGGAACUCCUCCAGCAAAGCAUGAAGAAGAGGGCRUCGCUGGCGGACAACGGCUCCGACAUGAACCCCAGCAGGAGGUCGAUGAAAGAAGUCGGCAAGCACAAAUCGACGAGAAAGGGAAAACGGAUGUCUCGCAGAGACAAGAACAACGGCAACGUCAGCGAAGACGUUACGAUCCAGGAAGUCUUGCAAGACUUUGGCAAGAAGAACUUCUCGGAAGAGGCCUGGAUCGACAACUAUUUCGAGACUUACAACGAAGUCGAUUCGGCCGACCGGUGCCGUCUCAUGGAAAAGCAGCAGGAGGCCAUCAAGCGUGGUUUGAAGGCGGCCGUGUUGGAACAAUACGAGUACUUUGUGGAGGCGUCCGGAGAAAUGACCAACAUGGGAAGGGAGGUGGUCGACCUGAAAACCCUGGUGGAAACACAGGUAGAGACCAUCAAGGAAAUGAAAGAGAUUGAUUUCUCGGGUGCCAUCUUGGAUCCGGCCGAAGACGAAAACGCCAGCGACGGUGGUGAUUUGUUCCAGGAGCGGAGGAAGGGUGCCCGCCGCAAAAAGGGAGGCCGGUACGGUGGCGACCACGAUUCGGACACGAGCAGCGUGUCCUCGGACGAAGACGAGGCGCUGCGAAACGUUCACAAUCUCUCGGCGACCUUUGGGAGGGUGCCGAUCCCGGAAAAGAUCACCAUCGASAUCCCCCCCCACCUGGACGACGUCGUGGAAGAGAUCUUGGCGUACGUCAAGGAGAGCCGGUACUCGGAGGGGACGGAUCUCUGGGCAAAAACGAAGCAGGAAGUCGCAGAGCUCAUGCAACUGGUAAGCAAAUGGGUCUUGGAACCCAAUGGAAAACUAUGCUAUGGUGGUUUGCAGGGAGCGCACCACAACUAAUUUUUUUCGUUUCGUUUGCAACCUGUUUUUGUCGUCUUCUGUGCUUUUGUGUCUGUCGUCUCCAUCGAUCGUYCRCGGCUGCCCGUCAGCACGAAAAACCAACGGACCAAAAGCUGACCAAGAAACAGUACAACCAAAUGCAGACCCUCACCGAGAAAUUGGGCGAAYUGUCGGAAAUGAUAAGCAACCGUGUYGUCGAAAACCUGCGCCGAAAGAACGAAGCACUGAAACAGGCAUCCAAGAGAGAGCGAGCCGAUGCAUCUGCCCACAUGGUGCCGUCCGUCUCGCCCUGCUGUCUAAACGACGAUUCCAUCUCUCUGCGGCUGCUCGUGAAACUCGGCAAGAGCCAAGAGGCAGCAACUGCGUACUCGGCACGGCGGUCUUUGUUGUUGCUGGAAAGGUAUGUGCAGCCCGGAUUCUGUUCUGUCGGCAGAGUAYUUCUGCGUGCGUGCAGUGGCAACUUCAGAUUGGCACCACGGACCGCARCCACCAGUGACUCGUUGUCUAAACCCUUUUUUUUUGUGUCGUGUCUUUGGUUGCAAACCGUUGCCUUGCUCGGAACCAGCAUUCACGAGCGUCCGCUCACGGGAACCGGCAACGUCGACUUGGUGAUUUACGCGGCGCAGCUCAGCCAGUCGUUCUUUUCCUGCCUGGCGGGUGCCAUCGAAGGCUUCCUCGAUCUCUUCUUGUCCUCGGCCCCGACGUCGGAGAAGUCCSCWCGGAGCGACGAAAUGAGCUUCGACGCGAAUUCCAUCAAUUCCAACGCACUGACCAUGAGAAACCUGCCGGCCGGAGCCCUGGCCUCGAUCGUGCUGUGGUGCGAUGGCGAGCUGGCGAAAUUUGCCGCCGCCUUUGGUGGAACCCGUGUCCUGGGAAACCUUGCUCUUUCCCCGCCGUCGAGGGAAACGGCGACCGCUCGGAGGGGCCCGCGCGUCCUCGGCCAGAACGGCAAGGGCACCGGCGACGGGCCCGGUGCGGGUGGAAACAAGGAUCGACAGAGCGCCAUCGAGGUGGCCGCCCAGUGCGUCGAACAGGCCUUUCAGUACGCGGCAGAGAACCUAGACGUCGUGGGACUGCCCCUCUCUCCCCGCCUUGCGGAGUCGCUGCGGAAACGAUUGAAAGGAUGCGAGGCGGAGGUCGCCAAGCUGCUGGACGAGCAAUGGCGACCCAUUGUGCUGGAAUGGAGUAUCUCUAGGAACGACGACCACAUUCCCAUGGACGAACGCUAGGCAACGAGUGCGCUGCCGCGGUUUCGCGAGUCGAAACGAAACGAAAGCUACCACGUUGCAACCGUGAAAUGCCUUCGAAGGUUUUACGCAUAGAUCACUGCCAAAUUCAAUUAUUCGCUCGUGGCACUUCCAUAAUGUUCAACAUUAUUCUAUUUUACAACAAUACCGUACGUACGGGUAGGUUGGAGUACAAAUCUGGAAACAAAAAUACUGCUAAUAC
Pseudo-nitzschia multistriata is the source of this 3045-nucleotide messenger RNA. The record is from the annotation of a GenBank genome assembly. NCBI's taxonomy places the organism in Eukaryota, Bacillariophyta, Bacillariophyceae, Bacillariales, Bacillariaceae.